Molecule: messenger RNA, 2566 nt
Organism: Chinchilla lanigera (long-tailed chinchilla)
Lineage: Eukaryota; Metazoa; Chordata; Mammalia; Rodentia; Chinchillidae
Gene: Znf74
Product: zinc finger protein 74
Exons: 6
Coding region: 198-2177 (659 amino acids)
Biological process (GO): regulation of DNA-templated transcription
Source: RefSeq, a predicted model, not a curated record
GCAGGCGCACUUUCCCGUGGCGGUGGCCGGGCUGCUCUUUGUGGCGAUGCUGUCCUUUUGUAGAAGAUUCAUGGUGCUCUCUCGCCUAUCGGCCGCUGUCCCCGAGCCCCAGAAGCAGAACUCGCACCUAGGGGCCUGACCUGCGGUCCAGGAGGCUGCAGAGCUGCCCACUCCAGGGAGCGCUGCCGAGGGGCGCCAUGGAGACCCCGGCCCUGAAGCCCAAGGAGACAGCUCUUUUGGCUCAGGACUCUGCUCUUUUCCCCAAAGAGAAUCCAGAGAAUAAGUCAAUUUGGGACCUCCUGGAAGUCAGAUCUGAGGAAUCAGUGACAUUCAAGGAUGUGGCUGUGGACUUUACCCAGGAAGAGUGGGGUCAACUGGACUCCCCUCAGAGGGCCUUGUACCGGGAUGUGAUGCUGGAGAACUACCAGAACCUUGUUGCCUUGGGGCCUCCGGUCUGCAAGCCGGAUGUGAUCUCCCAUUUGGAACGAGGAGAGGAGCCAUGGCGAGUGUACAGGGAAGGCUGUGGAGGAUCUUGUUCAGAGUGGGGGUCUGUGCCUGAGGUGAAGGAGCAGCUUCUACAGCAGGGAUUUUGCAAAGAACCACCACUCCAGGAGGCAGUCACAGAGCAGUGGAGGAGGCCCAGCGUUCACAAUACCAGUCGGGGUACAGCAUGGGAGGCCCCGGCAGUAGUGUGGAGAAACCAGGCUGUGCAGUGGGAGCAAGUGCCUGCCACCCUUGGGGACAUCUCCACAGAGCAGAGCUACUGGGGACGCAGUGACUCCACAGAGGGCUCCCCCUUCCACUGCUCUCUGUUCGCCCAGCAGAGUGCCCCUUCAGAAGGACACUCUCCUGCCAGGCGUACCACGGACAUCCAGUCCACUGGGAUGGUCACCAGAGACCAGCAGAGAACUUCAAGUUCCUGCCCGGGAGACAGGUCCUUCAAGUCCAGGCCGCGUGGGGCGGGCACUGGGGAGGGUGUCUUUGUGUGCGGUGAGUGCGGGAAGACUUUCCCACAGAGCGCGUCCUUAGCCCUGCACCGGCGCUGGCACGGCCGCUCCAAGUCCUACAAGUGCCGCGAGUGCGGCAAGGCCUUCACCUGGAGCACCAACCUCAUCGAGCACCAACGCAUCCACACGGGCGAAAAGCCCUUCUUCUGCAGCGAGUGCGGGAAGGCGUUUAGCUGCCACUCGUCCCUCAACGUGCACCAGCGCAUCCACACGGGCGAGCGGCCCUACAAAUGCAGCGCCUGUGAGAAGGCCUUCAGCUGCAGCUCACUGCUCAACAUGCACCUGCGGGUACACACGGGCGAGAAGCCCUACAAGUGCAGUGAGUGCGGCAAGGCCUUCAACCAGCGCACGCACCUCACCCGCCACCACCGCAUCCACACUGGCGAGAAGCCCUACAAAUGUGGCGCAUGUGGCAAGGCCUUCACCUGCCACUCAUCCCUCACCGUGCACGAGAAGAUCCACAACGGGGACAAGCCUUUCAAAUGCACCGAGUGCGAGAAGGCCUUCAACAACCGCUCGCGCCUCACUCUGCACCAGAGGAUCCAUACCGGUGAGAAGCCCUUCAAGUGCACGGACUGUGGGAAAGGCUUCAGCUGCCAUUCGUACCUCAUCGUGCACCAGCGUAUCCACAGCGGGGAGAAGCCCUUCAAGUGCAACGAGUGCGGGAAGGCCUUCAGCUCGCACUCCUACCUUAUCGUGCACCAGCGCAUCCACACCGGGGAGAAGCCCUUCGACUGCAGCAAGUGCUGGAAGGCCUUCAGCUGCCACUCGUCCCUCAUCGUGCACCAGCGCAUCCAUACCGGGGAGAAGCCCUAUAAAUGUCAUGAGUGUGGCAAAGCCUUCAGCCAGAACCACUGUCUGAUUAAACAUCAGAAGGUUCAUUCUGGGGAGAAAUCUUUGAAGUGUGACAAAUGUGGAGAAAUGUUCAGCUGGAGCUCGCACCUCCUGGAGCACCAGAGACUGCUGCAUGGUGAAGAGAAGCCCUUUGCCAUCCAGUUCAACAGACACUUGCUGAGCACCUACUACAUGCCCGGCAGUCUGUUGGGUGCAGGGGACUCAGGGGUGGGCGACAUGGACCCAAUAAAUGCAUUAGACAUGGCAAAGCUUUUGUGUGUGGUGCAGCCCCCACCUAGCAGGAAUUUCCCUCUGGGGACCAAACCUGACAGUUAGGGUGCGGGGCUGUUUCUUCCUCAGCUACCCAACAAGUGAGGCACGAUAACCUCUCCUGGGCUCCUAGAACCGGACCACCUGUUCUUCCAGAUGCCAGAGCCUUGCACGUGACCCUGCUCAGAUCCUCCAGCCAGGACAUCUAGUGUGAGAGCUCCCCAGGAUGGGACACACUUCAGGAGAAGGGCCUUGAGACCAUUUGAGGACAUCCUGUCAUCCUUGAUGGGGCUGGAGGUCCUUGACAAGGGGCAUCUUGCCUGCAGAUAAGAAGUUGGGGCAGUUGUUGGGUCCUGGGAUGGGCUCCUGCCUGGUUUCCAUCAGGAAUCUCUUCUAUAAACUGUUAAUGUUUUAAAAUAAUAUAAUAAUAAUAAACAGAAGAAUUAGAGUUCUUA